AUGGCAUCUAAUCAACAAUACGUUCCUGAAUUCAAACUUGUUUUAGUAGGCGACGGUGGAGUAGGCAAAACGACGUUCGUCAAGCGGCAUAUGACAGGUGAAUUCGAGAAGAGGUACGAUGCAACUAUCGGUGUUGAAGUUCGUUCACUACCAUUUCAUACCAAUUUGGGUAAGAUUAUUUUCAAUGUUUGGGACACAGCUGGUCAAGAGAAAUUUGGCGGUCUGCGUGAUGGUUAUUAUAUUGGUGGUCAAUGUGCUAUUAUUAUGUUCGAUGUCACGUCACGUAUUACUUAUCGUAAUGUGCCCAAUUGGCAUAAAGAUUUGAUUCGUGUCUGUGAAAAUAUCCCUAUUGUACUCUGUGGCAACAAGGUUGAUAUUAAAGAUCGUAAAAUAAAGGCCAGAUCAAUUGUUUUUCAUCGUCAAAACAAUCUACAAUACUACGAUAUUAGUGCACGAUCAAAUUACAAUUUUGAAAAACCAUUUCUCUGGUUAGCUCGAAAACUGGUUGGAAAUCCCGAUCUACAUUUCGUUGCCGAGAUUCCAGUUAUGCCUCCAGAAAUUCAAAUAGAUCAGGAAACAAUUGACUACUGGAAGCAGAACACAGAAGGUCCUGCCAUCGUCGCUGAUUUACCUGAUGAUGACGAAGACUUAUGA
Messenger RNA from Rotaria sordida, 654 nucleotides. Lineage: Eukaryota; Metazoa; Rotifera; Eurotatoria; Philodinida; Philodinidae. The record is from the annotation of a GenBank genome assembly.